Molecule: messenger RNA, 5293 nt
Organism: Girardinichthys multiradiatus
Lineage: Eukaryota; Metazoa; Chordata; Actinopteri; Cyprinodontiformes; Goodeidae
Gene: runx2b
Product: RUNX family transcription factor 2b
Exons: 7
Coding region: 1645-2919 (424 amino acids)
Biological process (GO): hemopoiesis; neuron differentiation; regulation of cell differentiation
Cellular component (GO): nucleus
Molecular function (GO): RNA polymerase II cis-regulatory region sequence-specific DNA binding; DNA-binding transcription factor activity, RNA polymerase II-specific; ATP binding
Source: RefSeq, a predicted model, not a curated record
CAUUUAAAAUAAAGUGACUAUUUUUUUGUAUUGUGUAAUAUUAAUGUCUGGAUGUAAAGAUGUCAUUCCUCUUUUUUAAUUAGAUGGUAACUGAAUUUAUGAAUUUUUAUUGUUUUAUUGAGAUGAAUAAGUGAAAGGAGCAGCAUUCUCAUUUAACAUUAACAAGUAAAAAUAUAUAUAUAUAUAUUUAAUUAUGUUUUAUUUUCUAUGCUUAUUGUGUACUCUUGAUGUGUUGAUGUAAAGAUUAGAUUUGUAUUUUUAUUAGUUUUUGUUUAUUUUUUUAAUAGCUUUCUUAUAUGAACUUAUUGAUUUUUUUAUUCUAUUUAUUUAUUUGCUUGGAUUUUGCUGGUCUUUUUUUUUUUUUUACAAUUUUCUUUAUUUGUUUAUUUUCUUAUGCGUUUUGUUUAAUGUUGAUGUAUGGAUGUAAAAAUUCAGUUGGUGUUUCUUUGGAUUAGAUCUUGUUAACCUGAUUGUUUACUGUUUUUUAUUUAUUUUUUUACACCUAAAAUAUAACAGCAUUACAAAAGAAACAUUUCUGGAUGUGUUUUCUAAAUUUGAUUUUAUUCAGUAAACGUUUUUUUCAUGGAAGCUGUAUUUAUUUAUUUAUUUGCCUUUGUUUAUUAAUGUUUUUAUUUGCCAAAAUUGAAAUAAUACACAUUUUCCGGCUAAAUAUUUUUAGGAGGAUGCUGUCGCAGUUGUAACAUUGACAUGUAUUUAAUAACAGAAACAGCAACAGUAAAAUAUAAAAAGCACAUGCUUUUUCCACAGGAAAAUGCACAAUAAAUAUUUGAUUUAAAAGUACUUUUCUUAUAGAAAAAUGUCCCUGAUUUGCUGUGAUAUUAUUGUUACUGGGCUAUUAGCCACAAUUCUUAUGUUUUCAGCAUCAUAGAGUUGAAGCUUUUUAUUUUUUUACCCAAAUGUAUGCAUGCUGGCGUGUAUCUGCGUAUGUAAAUGAGCACUCUAAAUGAUCAUGUUUUAUUUCUAUCAGUGAAGCGGGAAAUCCAGAUGUCAGACAAACGAUGAGAUUCAGAAAAAUGUUUUUCUUCUCUUGCUCCUGUCGAAAGAAAUUAAAUACGUCUAAAAUAACUAUAAUUUUAGAAAAUAGCGUAAACUUGUGUGUAAUUUAAGUAUUGCAAAAAAUAACCCAGAGUUUCAUCUUUCAGUGCUGUGUGCAUGUGGUUUCGUUUUCUUCUAAUGAAACACGUAUGCAAUUGAUUUAACACAUCGUGUGCGGCACAAAAACCGGUAAAGUUGUUUCUUUCACAUUAGAGAUGUUCGUAGACCCGGUUGUGUGAUGGAUGGGGAUGACUUAAAGCAAAAUACCUGCAGCUACACAUAGACUACACCUGCGCAACAGCUCUCCCCUGCGCCCGAAGUGAAACCCUACUCCUGCGCAUCUACCUGACUCACCGCACUCCGGUGACUCAGUGGCUCCAGCCUGAUGGAGCUCGCUCAGAGCGCUCCUGUGAGGCGCACAUUGCCAGCGUGCGCGGUAUCGUGGCAACACAACACGGUCUGACUGGAAAUGACCACCUCCGAAGUCGGGAGCGCACUUACGGUCCACAGGAGCGAUAACAUGUCGAUCCCAGCGCCAGUCGGAGGUUCAGUCCGCCGUCCAGCAGCCUCCAGCCGGUCCCAGGGAAGAUGAACGACGUGAGCUCCCCGGCCGGCCAGCCGGACGCGGCGGCCGCGGUGCCGAGGCUACGUCCCCCGCAUGAGAACCGCAGCAUGGCCGAAAUCAUCGCCGACCACCCAGCCGAGCUGGUGCGCACCGACAGCCCCAACUUCCUCUGCUCGGUCCUGCCCUCCCACUGGCGGUGCAACAAGACGCUGCCUGUCGCCUUCAAGGUGGUCGCCCUGGGGGACAUACCUGAUGGCACCGUUGUCACCGUGAUGGCGGGCAACGACGAGAACUACUCUGCCGAGCUGCGGAACGCCUCAGGCGUGAUGAAGAAUCAAGUAGCGCGUUUCAAUGACCUUCGCUUUGUGGGCCGCAGUGGCAGAGGCAAGAGCUUCACGUUGACAAUCACGGUGUUCACCAACCCACCACAAGUGGCCACAUACCACCGAGCUAUAAAAGUCACCGUGGACGGACCUCGUGAGCCCAGAAGGCAUCGUCAGAAGCUUGAGGACCCACCCAAAUCAGGCCUGUUCUCAGACCGCCUUAGUGAUCUUGAAAGGAUGAGGGUGAGGGUCACGGUUCCCACACAAACCCCCCGACCAGCUCUAAACGCAGCAGCCAACACUUUCAACCCACAGGGCCAGACACAGAUAACAGACCCUCGUCAGUCCCAGUCCUCUCCACCAUGGUCGUAUGAACAGACGUACCCGUCCUACCUGAGUCCCAUGGCGUCCCCCUCCGUCCACUCCACCACCCCCCUCUCCUCCAGCAGAGGCACUGGCCUUCCUGCCAUCAGUGAUGUGCCUAGACGAUUGCCAGGCACUUCCGAUCUAAGCCCGUUCCCUGGUCAGUUCGAGCGGCAGUUCCCGGGCCUUUCCUCCAUCACGGACAGCCGCUUCUCCAGCCCACGCAUGCAUUACCCGGCCACCUUCACCUACACCCCACCUGUCACCUCUGCCAUGACGCUGGGCAGUGCCCACUACCACACCUACCUCCCUCCUCCUUACCCGGGCUCCACCCAGAGCCAGAGCGGACCCUUCCAGACCAGCAGCACACCCUAUCUCUAUUACGGCGCCUCAUCCAACUCGUACCAGUUCUCCAUGGUUCCCGGUGGGGACCGCUCGCCGUCUCGGAUGGUCCCACCUUGCACUAGCGCCUCAACAGGCACUUCCCUGGUGAACCCUAACCUGCCCAGCCAGACAGAAGGAGGGGUGGACGGUGACGGGAGCCACAGUAAUUCCCCGACGGUGCUCAACCCAGGUGGUCGCAUGGAUGAAGCAGUCUGGAGGCCAUACUGAGAAAGACCAGGGGACACACAGAUAACAAGUCAACUGAUGUCGCGGUUUGAAAGCACAAAACCUUUUUUCAUGUGGUGAAAAGGGGAUUUUUUGGCCUCUCCUCGGCUAUUUUUAGCUUCUGCUUAGAAAUUAAAGCAAAGAUAAUUAAAAAAGAACAGACUUGCACCAACUUGUCUUCCUGGAAUGUGUUUGGACCAAGGCACUACAAAGGGAGCCAUUUUAAAAGCAAUAAUGAGAAUAAAAAAAAACUAUUUGAUUUACCAAGCCCAUGAAGAUGGGACAUUAUUUUAGUUUAAUGGCAGCCCACCAGCUAAGGGGUGGUUCACCAACAUUAGUAAAGACUGCCCCUCUUUUUGUAACGUGUUUGUACUUCAUUAAGGCUUUUUAUGCAGAGCAUGUUUUUGUACAACAAUAUCGAGAUGCAACCUAAGCACUGAGUAGCAGAUGAGAAGCGUGUGUUACCCAAAGUGGCGUGGACAUUCAUUUUGCUCUAAACCAAUUAAUUUAACUUGUACAUUGUGGGUUGUGAUGUUAAUGUAGAUUGAAGCGAUUUUCUUAGUUUUAACUUAUAAAGCCAUAAAUUAUGUAUUGUAUUUGAAACUUGAGUCAAAGACGUGUAAUCUGAAUAUUUUUGAUGCAUCUAUAUGACUAAGUUAAUUUUUUUUUUCCUGUGAUAGGUAAUUUAUGUCUUUUUUUGUUGUUGUUGCGCCCAAAGAUUUAAAGCACUUGGAGUAUGAAAUCUAAUUUCCAAAGAGUAUUGCAACAUGUUUCUUCUGGUGAAAAAUUCUGCGUAACUGCUCGACACAUUGGUAGGCCAACAUCUUCAGCAGGCGUCGACACACAUUUGGCAUAGAAUGAAACCUUUGCUAUUUAUUGAGCAAUAACUCGCAUCGUGCCUCUUGGCAGCACAGCAUUAAAGCCAGCUUCGGUGGGGAAGAAAAUAAUUAUCCAUUUUUGGAAAUUUUCUUUUAUUUUGUCUCAUCUAGCGUGCAUUUACAAAUUACAAUUCUUGAUAAUAUGAGAAAUUCAAAGCGAGUCCAAAGAUGGAUGUGCCUGGUGGUGCACUUUACAGCAUCAGGUCAGAGUUUUAAGACUCAGUUGCUUUGUGAUAAAUGAACUUCUCAGGACUGGAAUAAUCCCCGGAUGAAAUUUGCUUUUCUUUCUCUCGUUUUCUCUCCCUCUUCUUUUUUUGUUUUGUUUUUCAUAUUCAACCUGGCUGAAAGCUCAGUCGAGAUUAUAGCUUACACAUGCCAAGUUUAUUAUAGCUUUCAUAUCAUGUGCAAAAGAUCAAUUUGAAAAGGUUUGGGUUAGUGCGUGACACACAGCAAGAAAAAAAAAAAAAAAGAGUAUGACAUUCCUUCAGACAUUUAUUUAUCUACAGUUUUUAGAUUUAAUAUCUAAUGUCCCAGCCUAAAACAACAUUCUCUUGCAGCACUAUAAGGAGCAGGUCUGCAUUGAACCCAAAAAGUGCUGGGGUUCAGGGAAGAAGUGCAAAAAGCGAGGUGAUUGGAUUCAGCUGCUGGCAGCAAACUGGUGACCAAAAAAGAAAAUAUGGCAGACUUGUAUGUUUGUUUCAUAAAAGCACUUAUUUCUUGUUUUAUUUCUAGCAGCGCUGGCUGCCAGCAGAGCUCGUGGUUUAGGUCCUAAACGCAGCUAUCUCGCCCAUGCAGAAUGGAUAACACUUGGCCAAAUAAGCCAUUUACAUCUGAUCCCACCAGCCCGUUGGUGUUUAUUUAAAAAAAAAAGAAAUUGUUUAUUAUUUUGUACAUUUUAAUAUUUAAUGUGUGCAGGUAACAUAGCCUCUGCAUUUGUAAAAGUAGAGAAAAAUAUGGGAUCAGUGGGUUAAAGCUUUUCAUUGAAGGUUUGCACGCAGCCUCUGCAGAAGAUGUUCUGAACUCACUUCAUAAUAUUGGAAAAUGUCACGUUGCAUUUCUCCAACUGCCUUAGCUCAUACAGCCGAUAAAAUAUCUGAAUAGAAAUAAAACAGAGACUGACAUCAGAUUCUAUCCUCAACUUAUUUUGUUACUUUUUUUCUCCCACCUCAGAAAAAAAAGUUCAUAAUUUUUUUAACUGUUGGGCAAUACAUUUUCUUGAGACGUUCUUGUAUUAUUUAACAAUUAGUGUAUAAUUGUACUUUGUGUUGCUUCUAUGUAAAGUUUACGUGUUAUUUCCAUUGUUAUGCUCCUUCUCAUGAACACUUGUCAGGAAUUGAAAUCUAAACGACACCGUUAGAUUUUGCUGGUACGUUUCAUAAAGAGGAUUUUUCUUUUAUUUUAUAAGAAGGGACAAACAGACCUGACAACAGUGAGUGAAAUUGGCAUUGUGAUUGUACAUUUUGUUUAUUUUAAAAAUAAAGCUGGUAUUUUGUAACUUA